Messenger RNA from Fragaria vesca subsp. vesca, 369 nucleotides. Its product is annotated as putative EG45-like domain containing protein 1-like. The record is from RefSeq and is a predicted model, not a curated record. The coding region runs from base 1 to 369 and encodes 122 amino acids. Gene Ontology annotation, biological process: systemic acquired resistance. Gene Ontology annotation, cellular component: apoplast; cell wall. Lineage: Eukaryota; Viridiplantae; Streptophyta; Magnoliopsida; Rosales; Rosaceae. The transcript has 2 exons.
AUGGGGUUGCAGAACGUUUUGAUUAUCUUGAGCAUUGUCGCCUGCCUCAUCUCGACUUCUAUGGCCACACCAGGAGUUGCUACUUUCUACACCAGCUAUACUCCAUGCUACGGUGAUACCCCAGAAGGCGUGAUGAUUGCAUCAGCAGGUGACGCUAUAUGGAACAAUGGUGCAGCCUGUGGGAAAUAUUUCACCGUUAAAUGUACAGGUCCUAGGAAUCCAGUACCACAUCCUUGCACUGGUGCGACCGUUAAAGUAAAAAUUGUAGAUCAUUGUCCUGGAUGCCCAUCAACACUCGACCUUUCUAAAGAGGCUUUCACCAAAAUCGCUAACCCUGUUGCUGGAAUAAUUAAUAUUGAUUAUUGGUAG